CCCACGCCAUGAGUCGCCGGGUGGUUCGCCAAAGCAAGUUCCGGCAUGUCUUCGGACAGCCGGUCAAAGCCGACCAGAUGUAUGAAGACAUUCGAGUCUCCAAGGUGACCUGGGACAGCUCCUUUUGUGCUGUCAACCCCAAGUUCCUGGCCAUCAUUGUGGAGUCGGGAGGAGGCGGGGCCUUUAUGGUCCUGCCCUUAGGCAAGACGGGCCGCGUGGACAAGAACGUUCCCCUGGUGACGGGGCACACGGCCCCGGUGCUGGACAUCGACUGGUGCCCCCACAACGACAAUGUCAUUGCCAGCGCCUCCGAGGAUACAACCGUCAUGGUCUGGCAGAUCCCAGACUUCCUGCCCCUGCGCAACCUGACAGAGCCUGUGGUCACCCUGGAAGGGCAUUCCAAGCGGGUGGGCAUCCUGACCUGGCACCCCACGGCACGCAACAUCUUACUCAGCGCAGGGGGCGACAACGUGAUUAUCCUCUGGAACGUGGGCACCGGGGAGGCCCUGCUCACGCUGGACGACCUGCACACGGACCUCAUCUACAACGUGUGCUGGAACCGCAAUGGGAGCCAGUUUGUCACCACCUGCAAAGACAAGCAUCUGCGCAUCGUUGACCCCCGGAAGCGCCUGGUCGUGGCUGAGAGGUUUGCGGCCCACGAAGGGAUGCGGCCCAUGAGAGCCAUCUUUACCCGCGAGGGACAGAUCUUCACCACGGGGUUCACCCGCAUGAGUCAGCGGGAGCUGGGACUGUGGGAUCCGAAGAACUUUGAGGAGCCCAUCGCCCUCCAGGAGAUGGACACCAGCAACGGGGUUCUCCUGCCCUUUUACGACCCUGAUUCCAGCAUAGUCUACCUGUGUGGAAAGGGCGACAGCAGCAUCCGCUAUUUCGAGAUUACGGACGAGGCUCCGUACGUGCAUUACCUGAGCACCUACAGCAGCAAGGAGCCCCAGCGCGGGAUGGGCUUCAUGCCCAAACGAGGGCUGGAGGUCAGCAAGUGCGAAAUCGCCAGGUGA
Molecule: messenger RNA, 1016 nt
Organism: Python bivittatus (Burmese python)
Lineage: Eukaryota; Metazoa; Chordata; Lepidosauria; Squamata; Pythonidae
Source: RefSeq, a predicted model, not a curated record